Naegleria gruberi is the source of this 2985-nucleotide messenger RNA. RefSeq lists its product as uncharacterized. NCBI's taxonomy places the organism in Eukaryota, Heterolobosea, Eutetramitea, Acrasida, Naegleriidae. The transcript is spliced from 3 exons. Bases 1 to 2859 code for a protein of 952 amino acids. The record is from RefSeq and is a predicted model, not a curated record.
AUGAAAAACGAAGAGAAUCAUUUUCAAACAUUAAAAAAAAAUAACUUAACAACCUAUUCGAAAUCCUAUUCGAAAGGUCCAUUAGAAAUGUCGAGUGAUGGUUAUGAACUGUUAACGAUUCCACUUGAAGCUGUUAUUGGCUUUAAAAACGUUCUCUCCAAGAAAUCUUCUUCCCAAACAUUAAAAUCUAGCCGAAGUGUUUCGUCCGCAGCCAAGACGAAACCUACACAAUCUAACGUGGAAGAAAUUCGAUACAAAUUCGAAGAAUAUAUUUCUUCAGGUGAAUUAGAAGAAUCCUCACAAAUUUCCCUUCAAAAACUUCAACUUUUGGAUUGGUUUUAUGAUCCAAAAAGGAAAAGAUCAAUAACUGUGAAAAAUCAAGUGGAAUUAUUCACAACAUGUAAUUCGUAUCUGUUCGAUUUGAUUAAACAGAGUGAUGAGUCAGGAUUGAUGAUUCAGGAAGAUCAGAGUGUGGAGUUUCCAUUUCUGUCACAAUUUGAUGUCAUUGUGCAGGAAAAUCAAAAGAUUUUGCCAAUUUUUUCAUCACACAAAUAUUCGAAAGAGUGGUUUUUGAAGAAACAACAAGAAUUGAAAGAGUUUCAACAGAAAAGAUCAUCCACCUCGACAGGAAUUGAUCUAUCGUCUGAAGAUAUUGCCAGGGAUUAUGAGGAAUUUCAAGAUUAUCAAUUGGAUAUUUUGGUUGUAAUGAUUAUCAAUCAAAUGAAAGAUUAUUUCAGUUAUUUCCAUAAUGAAAAUGCAAAAUAUUGUAAAAAAUGGUUGCAAGAUAAUUUGCCAAUUCUACCAAAACACUUGUUUGAAGAUUUAAAGAUCAAACAUGACAGAAUUCAAAAGUUUAAAGAUUUACUUUCGUAUAAGGAACAAGAUAUGGUCUAUAGCACGAUACUUGAUUCAGAUUUUGAAUUUAUUAAGCAUUUAUCUGAAAGUACAUCCGAUUGGAAACUAUUCGAAAAAUCUAAAAUUAACUCAGUUCAUGUCUUUACCUCAAAAGAGAAUUACACGAGUGUUUCUGGCACAAAAACCAUGAAAUAUGUCUAUUAUCAUCCGUACGAUAUUCACAAAGCAAGUAAGGGGUUUCUCUCGUUUGAUUUUGCAGAACAAGAUGGCAUGUUCACUUGUGGAGAAUUUAGAGAUUACAAACAAUUGGAUAUUAACAAUUCAUCCAGAAAGUAUUCAAGUGCAGUUCGUUCAUGUACAAUAGAUCUAGGGAAAUUCUUCUCCAAACGUCAUAAUGAAACUGUUGUGACUUCUAAGGCCAAAUUCAUUGGUAAUGAGCUAGUAGAAACCAUUAUACUUUACAAAUCAUGUAACAGUGAUACUACACAAAAAAACAAAUUCCUAACUGUUGGUGGAUUUAUUAUUCAGAAAGAUGAUGUUGACAGAUGCAGAAUCAUUGAUUUGAAAAUGUUUAACAUGGGUGGUUUUUUACAGAGCGAUUUCAUUGUAAACUUUGGAAUUAAAAAUCAUUUGAAACAGAUGGGACCCAUGUUUCGAAUGUCUUUCAACAGUUUCAACCUACUCACAAGCGAUAACGAUACCGAUCAAGAAAUAGAAUCCACUUCUCACAAGCAAGAAAAUGCUCCUUCUACUGAUGAAGAUUUCACUACUUCUGAAGAUUAUAAAGGUUUCCAAGUUUUAAAAAAGAAAAGUAAAGGAAGGAAACAUCCUUUCCGUGCAGAGAACAAGUCAGAGUCAGCUCUUAAAAACAAACUCAAGAAAGACUCUGAUUUGAAUAUGCAUCAUUCCCAAACAACUGAGAACAAGUCAGCUCUUCAAAACAGUUUACCAGAACAACUCAAGAAAGACUCUCAAUUUGUGGUAGUUGACAAGUACCUUGCCAGUGGUAAAGUGCAGUUACAUUCCAUUGUUACCAAACCAGAAAAUUUUAAAACAAUGUAUGUGAUUUAUGAUUCUAGUUGUGAUCUAGCACUUGGAGACGAGUUACAAAUUACACAAGAUUGCACAAGUUUAUCCUCCACUACCUUUACAAAAAUUAAUACAGAAGAUACUCAAGGAUGUAUUGUUUCCUCUGGUUUGCUUAUUAUGAAAGAAGGAAAGGGAUUUUUCAUGGAGAAUAAGUUUUCAUAUGGAAAAAUUACUUUUUCCUACAUGAUGAAGGAGCUAGACAAGGAUUUGACCGAAUUACCAGAUGAUAUCAAAGAAGAAUUUCAGCAUUGUGUGAAACAGUUUACCGAUGAAGAGAUCAAACAACUGAAGGGAGCCAUCAAUCUCAUCAACGAGGAUAUGCAGAAAUUCAUGAUACCACAUUUGUUCAUUGAAAAAAUAACUCGAUUUUUCACAAGAUUUAGUGAAGAUUUGCAGAGAUUAGAUACUGAGCGCGAUAUAGAUGAAGAAGGAUGUGCUUUCAAAAACUUUUCUCCUCCAAAAGGAAAGCUAGAAUCUGUAGAAAAACUCAUAAGAAAGAAAACAGAGACUUUGGAUUAUCGUAAAAAUAACAAUCUUGAUAUGAAAAUGAGAUUUAAAAUGUAUGACAUCUUAAGUGAAGAUUACAUUAAGGAUAUGAACGAUCUAUACCUUUGGAAUGCAGUUAUAGAAUGUGUAGAAGAAACCAACUCAAUUCCAACCGAUCCCAAUGACAUGCUUUCUGGAUUGAACUCAAUUGAUGUUCCACUCGUAAAUCUCAACACAAGAAUCAAAGGCAGACAAAAUCGUCUUUUAUGUAGACUAUUUAUUGUUAAUGCUGACCAUGAUUUUAGACUAAACACAAAAAUUAGAGACAAAGAGAGGAGGAAGAGAAGCGAAUAUAAAACGGAAGAAGUUUGGAUGACUAAGGAAAAUCUCCCAAAGAGCUUUUCCAAACUAGCAGAAUUAUUUCCUUAACAUAUUAACAUGGAUAUUGCAUAGAUAAUUUCCAUCAUCUUGUCUUCAGCAGCAGCACUGAUGUAUCACCUCAAGAAAUAACAAGAGAAAAGAACAAAGAAUCCGAUGACGAGGAAAUAGAAAUUG